CAACUAAAAUGUUAAGUAAUACUGUUAUCAUGACUAUACGUGUUAUUUUAUACAUAAAGGAUAUCCAUGAAGGAUUGGUAAAGGUCUUAAGAGGAAAGUAUAUUACUAAAAAUAAAAAAAAAUAAUAGCAUGAGUUCUUUGAUGGUGCAUGUCCAACGAUGGAAUUUAGCUGAAGGUUGUUGAAGCCAUCUUGAGAAUGAAAUGAGCUACAGAUUUGAAAUAGAAUCUCAGUGAAGCCUGUUACGGCAUGGUGUGGCGUACUUUUACCUUGUCUUAUGAGAGCCUGUUACAGUUUUAGCCAUUCAUCCAGUGAAUGAUGUUCUGUCUUAACUAGAGAAUGAUUACAUUUUCAGAACAGGAAAAUAAUAUUUCCCUAAUAGAGUUAUUUAUCAAGAUUACAUCUAAUUAGAUUACUGAGUACAAAAACAAUAGGAAAUGUGGUUGAUGAGGAUAAUCUCAAUGAUAGUAGAGUUGUGAAAAAGUUCAUCUGUAAAAUAACAGCACCCUUUUGAAAGACAGCAUUUUACAAAAAAAGUUCCAAAAUGUGUUGUUUAUAAGUUCACUCAAAAAAUGAGUAUUUUCAGACUCCUUACAAGACAAUUAAUUACAAGUAAACCUGGAAAAAAUCAGUGAUCCUAGGCUUUUAUAUGACACCACUUCUCCCCCCUAAUAAUCUUAUCUUCACCCUAUUCCUGGACAUAUUUUUAUUGUAAAUAGUUGUAGUACAGAAUCCAGACUUUUAGUUAUAACCGAACAGUGCUGAUUCUCUAUUAUCAGAUAUAACUUGGAUAUAAUCUCUUUAUAUGCACCCAGAAUCGCAGUAUUAUCAUAUGUCUAUUUAUACUCUAAAUUACAUUUGUACUGUAAAUAGUUGUAGUAAGAAAUCUAGUAUUUAGUUAUGAGCAAACAGGGCUGAUCUUCUAUUACUGACUAUAACCUCUUUAUGUGCACCCAGAAUCGUGGUUUUAUCAUACAUCUAGUUAAAUUAUAAAUUGCAUUUUUAAUUUUUUUACAAUGAAGAUAUAAUUUUUUGAUGAAUUAAAAAAAAAAUGUUUAUGUGAUAGUUGUUGUGACUUUUAAGGAGUGUGGAAAAUACUGAUAAAAAAUAAGAUGUAAAAAAUUAAAAAAAUAAUUGAGCUAAAACAUGAUAUGAUGUAUUUGGUUACACCCACAACUAAUAACACUGACAUAAGAGGUGAAUAGUAAGCCGAUGUGAUUAGAUUUGUGAUGUGAUUAGAGGAAGAUAAGACAGUGUAACAAUGGGUCUUCAGACUUUGACAUGUAUAGUCCCUGUAUUGAUGGCAGUGGUGCUGUUACCUAGCACCAGCUGCUAUAACUACUUCACCUCGACUGAUGCGAUGGAAGAUUUGUAUGACUUGGAGCUGUUUCUAGUCAGAUACCUGGAAAACUACAUCAAGGAGGAACAAAACAUUCUAUCUCUCCUAUCUGGUAGAUACGAGCAAGCUGCAAGAUCACUGUCCAACAUUGUCAACAGAGAACACUACGUGGCCAACCCUAUCAAUUCAUUCUCCCUGCUACGUCGCCUCACGCAGGAUUGGCCAAAAACUCUCAGCCUUCUCAGUCACAACAAACUGAAGGACCUCACCCUGCCCACUGAGGAGGACAUGGCUGGAGCAGUGAGAGCUCUGACCAGACUACAGGACGUCUACUCUCUGAGUGCAACCAGUCUGGCUUCAGGCCACCUUCCAGGCACCCACAAGACAGCUGUUCUUUGCGCUGCAGACUGUGUCGCUGUAGCCCAGCUCUACUACAACAGACACGACUUUCAGUUGGCAACAGAUUGGCUGCUGGAAGCUCUCGGCAAGGUCCAUCAUGACAGAACAUGCCCUCCAGGGCUUAUAUUGGAGAAUCUUUUUAUUACCACUUGCUUUGAAGGUGACCAAGACUUAUCAACAUACUACCUCCAAGAGCUGCUAGAGAAGUAUCCAUUAUACAUUCCACCCGAUCAUUUAGUAAAGGAUUAUAACCUUGCUCUUACUGGUAAAUGUAAAGAAAUUUCAGAUUGGAAGAAAUUAGAUAAAAUAAAAAGUGUUCCAGAGUUGGAGCAAGUAGAGAUUGAUGAGUACCACAGGAUGUGUCGGGGACCUCUGCCGGCUCUGAGGGAGCUGCAGUGUCACCUUGUCCACUACAACCAUUCCUACCUCCGUCUACAACCCUUCAAGCUGGAGGAACUAUACCUUGAACCUCCAGUGGUCAUGUUCCAUGAUGUGGUCUCUGACGAUGAGAUAGCACACUUCCGAAAAACAGCAUUUUCUUCGAUGAAGCGUGCCAAGAUAGUGCUGCCUAACGGCACCGUCUCCGCUGCCCUCUAUCGCACAAGUCACAUCGCCUGGUUGGAAGACUCAGAUCCAGUAAGUCUGGCAGUGAACCGCCGUAUAGCUGCCAUGACAGACCUGGAUGUCAGCAGAGCUGAAACUAAUCAGGUCAGCAACUACGGGCUGGCCGGAGAGUAUAUCACACACAUGGAUGCCAUUCAUGGGAUCAAUUUGACUCAUGGCGACCUAGAUGGUAACAGGCUGGCUACGUUUAUGAUUUAUAUGAGUGAUGUUGGGUGGGGAGGACAUACAGUAUUCCCUGACCUCCAGAUCUCUGUGAGACCUAAAAAGGGUGCAGCAUUGUUCUGGUAUAACCUGCACCACGACGGCACUAUAGACUACCGCAUGAGACACGCCGCUUGCCCAGUCAUAGUGGGCACAAAGUGGGUACUCAACAAGUGGCUGCACGAAGCUGGCCAGGAACUACGUUAUCGCCCACACCCUGUCUUUGUCACUUGAACGACACCAGGGAAAGAUACUACCUCUGACUUUAUGUACAUUCUAGUCAACAUUUAUUGCUUAGAACGUUAUUUAAUUUUUAAACUAUUGUUUACAGUUUUUAAUAAACACUUUGCAUAAUUA
Homalodisca vitripennis (glassy-winged sharpshooter) is the source of this 2918-nucleotide messenger RNA. RefSeq names its product prolyl 4-hydroxylase subunit alpha-1-like. The record is from RefSeq and is a predicted model, not a curated record. Gene Ontology annotation, cellular component: endoplasmic reticulum. NCBI's taxonomy places the organism in Eukaryota, Metazoa, Arthropoda, Insecta, Hemiptera, Cicadellidae. Gene Ontology annotation, biological process: peptidyl-proline hydroxylation to 4-hydroxy-L-proline. Gene Ontology annotation, molecular function: L-ascorbic acid binding; iron ion binding; procollagen-proline 4-dioxygenase activity. The transcript is spliced from 11 exons. Bases 1260 to 2795 code for a protein of 511 amino acids.